AUGGCCGGUGCCAAAGGGGCUCAGGGCGCGCAAGGUGAAUGUGGUGACCCAGGACCUCGGGGCGAAAACCUCACUCUCGCGGCAAACGCCUCGAAGGAAGAAGAAGGAAGGGAACCGCCUCUGGAGUCCAUGGUGGGCGUCACCCGCGCCAUGUUGUUGCAGCUGGUCCUGUUCAAUGUCGUCUGCCUUGGCUUUAUCUAUGUCAGCCUCAAAAAGCGGAUCACUUUGGUGGAGCAGGUGAAGGCAGCCAUCGACCAGGUAGUGGACGAGUCUUACCUGUCCAUGAGCUUCACCAUUGUCAACGUGUCCUAUCCCGAUGUGGAAGCAUCCGGGAGUGCACAGGACUUUGAGAAUCUCGUGCUUGAUGUCUUGGCUCGCGCGGCGGUGGCAGGCGGUGCUGCAGGAAUCACGUCGGAAAACGCUGCCGUUGCCAUGGGCGAAGGUGAGGGUGACA
Symbiodinium sp. CCMP2456 is the source of this 454-nucleotide messenger RNA. The record is from the annotation of a GenBank genome assembly. NCBI's taxonomy places the organism in Eukaryota, Dinophyceae, Suessiales, Symbiodiniaceae.